Messenger RNA from Durio zibethinus, 2090 nucleotides. RefSeq lists its product as uncharacterized. The record is from RefSeq and is a predicted model, not a curated record. Gene Ontology annotation, molecular function: microtubule binding; protein kinase activator activity. NCBI's taxonomy places the organism in Eukaryota, Viridiplantae, Streptophyta, Magnoliopsida, Malvales, Malvaceae. Gene Ontology annotation, cellular component: spindle; nuclear microtubule. Gene Ontology annotation, biological process: mitotic spindle assembly; activation of protein kinase activity; regulation of mitotic spindle organization.
CUGGUUUGCUAUUGCUCUCAUCAUUAAAAUGUGAAUGCCGAAAAUAUAGCGCAUUUAAUUUCCAUGAAAAUUAUAAUUGUGAUUCAACAGAUUCCGAGUUCCGACCCCACCAAUUCAAAAGUUUGGAGCAAUCAUCUAUAAAAUGACAUUUGGGCUUUUCCCUCUUUUUUUUCUUCCAUUUGUUUCAUGCAUUCAUUCAUCUAACGAGAUUAUCGCCGUUCACUUCGAUACUCAAAUGUCAAAAUUGGAUGAUACAAACAAAAAUCUCCCUACCCUUUUCGUAGAAAAUUUAGGGUUUCACUCUGUCAAUCAAUUUUUUGGUUUCCUAGUUUUUUCUCACAGGAAUUUUGAAACACUUUCAACUUUCUCAAAUUUCGAACCAAGCUCGAGAGAGAAAGUGGUUCGCAAUUUUACGAUUCGUUUUUUUUUUUUUUUUGUUGUUGUUUGUCUGGUUAGUUUACUGGCCUAAAGCAACAACGACAAAUCGAUUUUUUAAGAAAAGAUACGGAAUAAGAAAUCUAAAAUUUCAAGAUCAGAUAAAUAAAGAUAGAAGGAAAAAAAAAUGGUUGAAACGUUGAUUUUUUAAGUGCCGCAGAUUUGCAGAGAAAAUUUGGGUGAAAAAUGGAGAUGGAGGAGUUUUUUUCCAUCGAAGAACCACUUGAGGUGGAAGAAUGUUUUGAUAUUAAAUACGAAUUUGAUGCACAGCAAUGGUUUGAUUUCAACCAGCUAGAAACGGAGUGGGAGGCUAAAGAAGCCGAGCUCUGGUUCCAAUCAGCUGGAAGCUAUCCGCCUUCGCCUUUUGCAAUCAAGUUGAACUGGAGCUAUGAUAUUAAUGGUGAUGAAGAAUUUGGCAAUGGUUCAAUAGAUUUCGAUGACAGAGAAGCAUGCAAUUGCUAUGGUGAAGAUAAUCUGAGGGCUAAAACCAAUUCUCGGGUCAAGCCAUCUCUCUCUAGGAGCUCAACUUUGAUGAAACCUACAGCAAGUUACUUGGCCAAGCAAAAUCAAUCUCGAGCCGUUCAUUCCAACCAGCUUCACAGAAGGUUGCAAAAGUCCUUAGACAGACUUGAUGAUAGGAGUGCAAAGAGUUCUUCUGUAACUGAAGUGAUUGCUACCAAAAGACAAAAGCUGGAAGCUGGAUACAUAUCCAAGGUUGCUCAUUUGAAGCAUCAAGCUCUUUUUGUGCACAAGAAACCUAAAACUGCCCUCUCCCUUGAUGGUAACUCAGUAUGUGCUAAACCUAAAGUUACAAUUCCAAGAGAACCAGAGCUACAAACUGCAAGAAGGGCUCAGAGACAUAGGUCUAAUGUCAAGCCAGAGUCAGAUGAAAAUGCAAAAUCAAAUGUUCACUUCUUUAAAGCACUUCCCUUGAACAAAAAAAUUCUUGAGGCUCCUUCAUUUCCCCUUCACAAGAAAAGCCUGCCUCAACCACGGGAGUUUCAGUUGUUUCACCUGAGGACAUCGGAAAGAGCCAGGCAGCAUGCAUCAAACAAUGCAAUGAAACUACCAAAUUAUGUUUCAACUUCAAGAAAGGAAAAUACAGGCCUCAUCAGAAGCUUCAACUCUGGCAAUGCUUUAAAGGAGGAGAAAUCUGAAGCUGUUAAUAAAUUUAAAGCUUGUCCUCUUAAUAAGAAGAUAAUUUCAAGUAAAGGAGAAAAUGGUAUUCCCCUGAAUAUGAAGGAAACAACAGCCACAAUUGAAUUCAAGUUUUUAAGAGACAGGAGGCUUCCAGAUGAACCACCAAUAGAAUUAUUCAAUAAGCUCUCUGUGUCAUCUGAAGUUCAUUCUGGUGAAAAAUCUGGAGCAAAAAUGGCUAUUUCCGAGGGAUUCAAAGAGAAUGAGCCAGGUCCUUUCCUUCUGCAGUGUCAGAUUAUGAAUGUGGCCAAAGAAAAUUCACAAAGGAAUGGAGGGAUGCAGUAUCAGUGUAGGAGUGACAGAGCUACUGAAAUUGGGCAACCACUGAACAUUAAGAGGAGCUUGGGAUUGGACAUAGUCUGAAGUCUGAAGUCAUUUUGGUGGUUACAUUUGUCUUUCUUGCCAUACGUAUUCCGCAGGCAAAUUUUGGGGGAGAAAUAGAUAUUUCUUUUUUAAUA